Messenger RNA from Anopheles stephensi (Asian malaria mosquito), 1454 nucleotides. RefSeq lists its product as uncharacterized. The record is from RefSeq and is a predicted model, not a curated record. Lineage: Eukaryota; Metazoa; Arthropoda; Insecta; Diptera; Culicidae. The coding region runs from base 322 to 1233 and encodes 303 amino acids. The transcript is spliced from 4 exons.
GCUAGACUGCGAAGGGUUAAGUUUAGAUGUCCAGCGAAUCACUCAACGAUGUCAAACAACCAGUCAUUUGCUCUGACCCGUUCAAUGAUUCCAGAGUACUCCAACAGUCACCAACAUGCCAAUUAGAGUGACCGAGAACCUGGUGUUGUGGGAAGCAGCAUAAAUCCGGCCAACCGGAACUAUCGCUCCGGAAACGGUACACUGCACAUCGAUCGGCAGCACAGUCGAUAUAAAAAGCGACCGGUGCUUACGGUAAACGUGGCAUUUCACUGACAGAUAGAGAGUAGUGGCCAUUGCUCCGCACAGUAGUAUCGAUUACCGAUGCCACCAUCAACCGUACGGUCGCGUGUGUUUGUGCUGAUCGCCGUCAGCUUGCUGACGGUGCUGGGCGUAUCCGGUUCGAUAGUGCACGAGUUAACCGUGGAGGCAGGUGAUCUGGUACGGAGCUGUCUGCGUCGUGCUGCCGUAUCCCGAUGGGACUGUGUGAAGAACGAGAGCCUUAUCGCGGUACAUCAGCUUUCGGAUGCGCCAAGAAUAGUGCUUCUGGAUGGUGUCCAUCUUGUGCGCAGCACUGGAGAACGGCAGGAGGGCAGCAACAGCGAGGCGUCACCUUCAACAAAUGAUAUCGACCAGGAGCAAGAUGGCACCGUUGGGAGCACGUGGAGUAACUCCGUACUGAGCGCACUGAAACGGCUGCUAGACACUCACGUACUGGAAGUUGAUUUAUCGCUCCCGAAUGGCCCAGAGCAGGAAGAUGGACAGCGAAGCGCUAGAACCGUGUUGGCGGUACGCUUUGGAGGGCAACAUCGACUGACAGCUCCAGCCGAGAAUGAAGGACGCCAUCGACGCCGGCAGCAGAUGAUACCGAUGAUGAUAUUCGGUGUGACGGUGUUCGGUAUGUUUAUCAUCCCGAUAGCCUUCCAGUUCCUAACCGCGCUCAGCGGCAAAGCGUUCCUGAUGGCAAAGUUGGCCCUGCUGCUCGCCUCCAUUAACGGCCUCAAACGGGUGGCAUCAGCUGGUGUGCACUAUGGGCUGUACCAUGCCGUCGAUCACUAUCCCGCACCGGCGCACCAUCCACCGCCACCGUUCCACCAGCAUCCGCAUGCCGUACCGCUGAUGUACGAUCGGGCUGAAUCGUUGUACGCGGAAGGACCACGCGGCAGUGGCAGUACGUUGGCGCCAUUUUUUAGCCGUCUAGCUAGCAGUUUGCCCUUCUCACUUGGACAUCAGUAACGGGCUGUGUUAAUAUUUCUAUUUUUUCUGUUGCGUUACAUUUUUCCCCCUCCCGCCAAGAGCUGUUAUAGUUUUAUUUAUUGAGUUCCGCUUCCGCUUUUUAUAGCUCGCUUGUGUCAUUAGUGUCAUUUUGUGUUUUUGUGCUGCCGAAAAACCCGCAAAUAUAGAUUAUUUAUUGCUUAUGGACAGGGUGGCCGUUGUUCAUCAGUUUGAGUGUUGGU